AUGGAUCAAAUUAUUGACGAUCAUCAGUAUCCUUCAAAUCUCCCACUGGAAAAAAUUUCUUCUCAUCUAAAUGUUUCUCUAAAGUUGCUAGAAACUGCUCAAAUACAAUGGAUGAAUGAGAAGGAGUCUCUACUUCGCGAGAUAGAAAGACUAAGAAUGGAAAAUAGGACACUGCGAAUGGAAGUUAGGAGUAGUGAGAACAUUGAAAGAAAUUCGGUUUCAAAUACUCCAAAUAUUGCAAGAAUGAAAGGCUAUUAUAUUGUAGACAAUGAUUCUGGCCAGAUCAUUUCUUUUCCUACAAACCCAGUACACCAAGUAGUAGAAAGAAGCUGCAGUAAUUCAAGUAAAAUUAAGAGAGCAAAAGAUAUACUUGAGAUUCCAAAUAUUGCUGACAGAAAAACAAGCAUUGCUACUGAUAGGAAUUCGGUAUCUGCAUCAAGAAGUAUUCUAAAUGAACAAAUAUCUCCCACUGCAAAUUCACAAAACUGUAGGGUAAGGCAUAUUCAGCUUGAAGACGAGAACAAUAACCACGAGCCGUUAGAAGAGAAGAAAAAAACUAUUAAAUAUAGAGAGGUUGGAAAAAACAUUGGUAAGAAAGAACAAAGAAAUAAUCUUCAAGCCUUUGAGUGCACUGAGUGUUCGAAGUUUUACAAAGCAAUUAAUAAUACUAGAGCUUCGAAAAGCCAAUCUAUGUGUAAGCACCUUAAACAAAGCCUUCUUCAGAAUUCAGGAAGGCAUAGGUUCAAUCAUCCUCCAAUUAAAUCCCCACCUGGGUAUUGGGAUUUGGAUGGAAUUUGA
Molecule: messenger RNA, 798 nt
Organism: Cryptosporidium ubiquitum
Lineage: Eukaryota; Apicomplexa; Conoidasida; Eucoccidiorida; Cryptosporidiidae
Exons: 1
Coding region: 1-798 (265 amino acids)
Biological process (GO): DNA double-strand break processing involved in repair via single-strand annealing; double-strand break repair via homologous recombination
Cellular component (GO): site of double-strand break
Molecular function (GO): flap-structured DNA binding; damaged DNA binding; single-stranded DNA binding
Source: RefSeq, a predicted model, not a curated record